AUGAAUCUGACAGUAAAACUCGACCGCAUCGCUGCUACGGGGGGACAGUGGAGUCCAUGUUUUAAUACCGAUCAGGGCGACGACUUGGCGAGUAUGAAGUCACGUCAUGGUGGAGACGAGACCAUAAAACAGGAACCUCUCAGUACCAUGAUCCUCGUGGUCAAAGACGGCGUUUACAACUUACUGACGCCUGUUUACAUCCACUCAGCUGAUGGUCCGUUUUCAUUGGCUAAUGACGCAGAUGCAGGUUCAGGUUUAUUUGCAUAUAGAGUGAAGAAGUGAGAUCUGAUCACGAGUGGUCGCCAGAGACGCAGAUGGAGAUGUAUGUUAAUGUCAGGUGUGAAGAGGCGCUCUCUGAGCUGAGAUUACCCAGCAUGCAUGUUGAUACCACAUGUAAACGGUCUCUAGGUGCUCAGGCAGAGAGGGCCAAACAGACUCAUGCUGGGAUUAAUAAACAUCUGACAAACUCUAAAAUACCUGCAAACCCCUGACCAGGGCCCAGGGGUCGAGUUGCUCCGACUGCAGGUGGACUAAGUGGGCUGAUUUAAAGGUACAUGGACCUGGUCUUUGUGGGGUCAAAAUCUAACCUGACCAGAGAGGUGAGGUGAGGUAGUCUGACCAAAAUGGUUGUUGUACCAGGAUGUAAACAUCAUCAGAAUGGGUGUGUAUGUGGUUGAAAGGGUUUCUGCAGCAAGCCUCUAGUGGACACUGAAGGAACUGCAGCUUUUAAACCCCAAAUUGCCACAGCAUCCAGAACGGCUAUGAAAAGGAUGUAACCGGCGAUCGUAGCUGAUCGUAACCAUUCAAGCUAAUCUGUCAAUUUCCACCUGCUUCUUUCCGUUCGGAUGCGGAUCGCCGGACUCCACAGCUGAUCGCAAGAGUUCUAUUUACCAGAUGCAGGAGCAUGGCGGAAAGGAAGUCGGGCACAGACACAAAAUAAAACAUCCGGCUUCUUUUCAAAAUAAAACACUCCGUGUUUCAGGAGGAUCGUAUUUCACACCAUGCAAACGGGCGGAGACGAACAAGUGAAAGGUUUUUAGACGUCAUUUCACCCCGAUGACACCAUGGAUGAGGAGAUGCUGAUUCUAGAAGUCUAGAAGUAGAUUUCCUCCUCUGGAAGGACACAAUCUACUGCUUGUAUGGUUAGCCUCUGUGGCUAAAGACAACUCGUUAUGCGAUUGCACGUGAUUCCGGAAGUUCUUGUGAGUUCUUGCAAUUCCAGUUGUCUGUAGUCCACCACGAAAUUCACCUCACAAACAGAUCUGGUAGGAAAUGGCGUACGGCAAAAAUUGCUGCCAUUCCAGAUCGGAGCCGUUCCGGAUACAGUGGAAAUCCUGGGUCACACUUCCACACUGGCUUCAUUUACAAAGACGAGAGGUUGCUGCUUCGUUCUCCAUCUACACACGUCUGUUUUUUCUGUUUUAUAUUUAAGGUGGAAAAACUAUUCAGGACUUCAUCUGGACCUGAAAACUGGACCUGAACCUCCUUCAUAAGUGAGGGAGUGUACGAGGAAGCAGACCCUCUAACUCUCCUCUGUUUACACCUACAGUCAUGACUCUUCAGCACCAGUUUCCUGCACGUUCAGGUUGACAGAAAAUAACACACAGCUCUGCACGCACCACGCCGACCUUGAGAAAUAUGCAACGCUGCACGUAGCCAGAAGUGGAGCUGCCGACUCGGUGCGCAUUCCAGAUUCCGAGCAUCUGGUUCCCCGGGUGGCCCUCUACAUCAGAUGGGAUCUGAGAUGUCUGGAAGCCUUCAGUGGUCCCCAUUUGUUUUAAUCUGCUGCUCAGGUGUUAAUCUAUCACUCAGACAGAGUCGUCUCUCCACGGCAGGUGAGACGUGGCUGUCUGGACGGAUUCAUCGGCACCUUUUGAGUUUGAACGUUUGAGGACGACGGAUACACAAAAGGCCGAGGAUGCUGGAGAAGUAAUUCUGUCGUGGAGGUAGAGUUCAGGGUUUGUUUGUCCAAGUUUGCAGCACUGCGGCGACCUCAAACAGUGACUAUCUUGUUCCUCCGUGUUUGAAAACUUGCAGAAGAAGGAAAGGAGGCAAAGAGAGGCCACGUUAGAGAGACACAAAGAGAGGAGCGUGCUUGCUGGUUUGUGUAAUUGUGCCGACCUGAUUGGCAGUGAAAGAAAAACGAUUUCUUUAUCUCCUUCCUCAGUACCGGGAAACGGGAGCGAGGGGAGAAAAAAGACGAAAGUGUAAAACAGUGUGUGCUUCUGGGUGUGUGUUUGUGAGUGUACAUGUACAAGGUGUGUAAAGAAGCGCGGUGAUAAAGAGGCUGCGAAAGACAGCAAUGAGAAAAAGAGAGGAUGUGAUUAGAGAGAGAAAAGAGCGGGUUCUGAACUAUUGAACGGCCUAUCUGGCUGUGUACGCAGCCAUCUGUACGCGGGGCCCUGAACCCAUUUAAAUUCAGGACGAUUGCACUGUUUCUCAAAUCCUUCAAGCUGAAUGCUUUUUGCAACUCACCGACGGCCGGCUCUGCAGAGAAACACUGCGGCGGUGAAGACGAACAACAGCAGCGCACCAAGGGCAGAGCUCUUUGUCUGCGAAGAAAGGCGACAUUAUCUACCUUUACGACUCUCUUUUAACAGCUUCUCUCCUGCCGUUUUCUCUGCGCGGCUUUCUUAUUUCCUGACAUUUUGUUGGUGAUAAGCUCUUUGGUGUGCGGGGCUUCUGUAGACAACACCACACAGGUCACGUUUCAGUGUGGCCGGAACUGUAAAGUGGACAGAGACCACCACCACCAGGACCUGAACGUGACCUCAGAGCUGGAUCAGCAGCCGACCGAAACACGACCGCACAGGGUUGAAUCAGCGGUGACAUCGCCAACGAUAACUCGCUAAUGCUAAUACUUGGCGCACUCUUGCAUAUGAGUCCAAGGUAGAGCCACGUAAGAAAAUAUCGAACUUUUACGGUGUGGCGGCUUUAAUCUAGCCAUGACGGUGCGUCGGUGUUGAUGCGUCACAACAACAAUAUUAAAGGCGGCUUUAUGCCUCUGCAUCUGAUCGAUGUCAUACCUGAGCAACAAAAGGUGACCACGUCGCUAAGCAACAUCGACACUCGUCAUGUCACCACUUUAUGGUCACGCGACGUUCUGUCCAAACAAUGGCGACUGAAUCGCAGCCUCAACAAGUUUGAUUGUAAGUCGAUGAAUAUGUGUCGAAGAUAAAACAUACGUUUCUCAAAAGAGCGUUUAAUUAGCUUGAUGUGAGUGUCGGGGUUAAAGUCUCAAAGACGAGCAAAAUCUGGCAGCAGAAAGCUGUAGCCUUGCUUGAGGGCAGUUUCUCAUAAAAGGGGCGGAGCUUCUCUAUUGCUCAUCCAUUGGUUGUGGUUGUGUCACGUCACUGCGACUUGCGAGAAUAUCAAACUCAGGACUAGGAAAAGACUGAUAUAAGAUUGAGAUGACCAUUGGUUGUUGGUUUGUGUUACGUCACUGCAACUUGCGAUAAUAUCAAACUCAGGACUAGGAAAAGACUGAUAUAAAACAGCGUAGACAACCGCCUUAAACUUGAGGAUUGCGAUGACAGGAGCGCGUUGUGACUCCGCUGUAGGGCUGUAAAGUCCUUGUCGACUUAUUAGUCGAUACAUGCUGAGUCGACCAUAAUUCUGAUUGGUCGACUCGAUUUUUUUCCGUGUCAAUUUACAGUCUAUGGUUAAUUUUAUCAGGAGGAACGUACCAAGUGCAAACGGGGGUGUUUUCAGAGCACCUCUGUUUCACAGGUAAUAGUCUUGUCUCAGAACACCCCCCUUGUUUUCACCAUUUUGGAUUCGCCCAACCCACUAGACAGGAAGAUAGAAGAGCGUCCACGUUAAUCGACAUCCAGUAGUUUGCUAUCUUCUUGUAUUGAUACCGUAUAUUUACACCCCCCCACGAUUAGUCAAAAAUUUCAGGAUUUUAGUCGACCAAGAGUUUCUGUGGUUGAUUACCACCAUACUCGGCUGUGACUCCAGUGAAAAUCUGAGAUUUACUUAGACUUUGAUUUUAGUCUGGGACUGUAAAACUUGUUCAGUAGAAGCUCAGCAUUACUCGUACAACCUCACUCCAAAAUUCAUGACAUAUUUUGACCUCCCUCUCUCCAAAGUCUACGACCAGUAUCCUCCAAAUUGCGUCCAGGACACUCUCGAUGCCGGCUGUAGUUAAACGCACUCACAUGAUCAGGAUCGAACAUUUCUCUCCGUCCACACCAGUUGAGGCUCCAGAAGAGCACUUUAGCUUCCAGCUUGACCUGCUUUUUAAACGCCCAGUACUCUUUGUGAAAGCGGCGUUUCCGAUGACGCGUUUGGUGUAUCUGAGCGUUUUUUUUUCCAGGAUUCAGAAAUGCCCCGAGUCUGUGCAUCUCCGCGCUGUUAGGAAAUCACAAAGCACUCAAAUCAGUGCAUCUCAUCAGCACCUAUUCCAUCAACACUCGGCCGCCGACACUCAAGUGCAGCCUUCAAUUUCAGAGAGUGAUGGAUGGGCUGGCGGUGCAGGGGGGAGGGAUGAUGAACCCCAAUCAGGGGGCUCCGCCGGGACUGUUAUCAAUGGGCUACUUCCUGAAACAUCUGCUCCCCGGUUAUCCAUCAUCAGACAACCAGAGGAGCCGUCACAGCCAAUGACGGUCUCAGCUGCGAGGUCUCUGGCAGGAGGCGGACACGCGACGACACCUUUUGAGGUUUUCAUCACGGCGUUUUGUCAUUACAUGAUCAAAGUGAUAGUGGGACGGACUUUGACAAGGACAGUGUUCCCAGGCUGCAAUAAAUCAGCGAUUUCCUCUGAUGAUAAGAGGCGGCGGCGGCGGCGGGCCGUGAUAGAUUUCUGCGGAGAAGCCUUGAGUACACGGCGUACGUACGGCUGA
This is a messenger RNA of Xyrichtys novacula (pearly razorfish), 4844 nucleotides long. Lineage: Eukaryota; Metazoa; Chordata; Actinopteri; Labriformes; Labridae. The record is from the annotation of a GenBank genome assembly.